This is a messenger RNA of Triticum turgidum subsp. durum (durum wheat), 2607 nucleotides long. Lineage: Eukaryota; Viridiplantae; Streptophyta; Magnoliopsida; Poales; Poaceae. The record is from the annotation of a GenBank genome assembly.
AUGAUCCUGCAAGCAAGCAGAAGGCCAAGAAUGCCAAUGUAUUCUCCCCUUCCUGUGUACGCUAUUCUUUUGCUUCUUUCUUGGCCAUUCAGUUCGGUGCCUAUUUGCUCAUCCGAUAAUCGGCUUGUCGCUGGCAAGCCGCUCUCCCCUGGCAGUGUCCUCGUCUCUCAAGAUGGGGUGUUUGCCCUGGGAUUCUUCUCCCCGUACAACUCCACUAAGAACCAUCACUAUGUUGGCAUAUGGUACAACGACAUCCCGGAGCGCACGGUGGUAUGGGUUUCUAACCGUGCGGCGCCGAUCACCACUAACCUUUCCUCUGCAAAUCUUGCCGUCACCGGCAGCUCCGACAUAGUCUUGUCUGAUAACAAUGGUCGUGUCUUCUGGACAACGUACAACAGCAUCAACAUCAACUCCAUCUCGGUGGAAGCAGUGUUGGACAACACUGGCAACUUCAUCCUUAGAUCAUUAACUGAUAGUACCAUCCUAUGGCAAAGCUUCGACCACCCUACCGACACUCUCCUACCCGGCAUGAACCUCAGGCUCAGCCACAACACGCUUCCACUGCAGCACCUCGUCUCCUGGAAAGGCCUACAUGACCCAUCCCCCGGUGAGUUCUCCUACGGCGCAGACCCUAGCAGCCUCCUCCAGUGCUUCGUCUGGAAUGGCUCGAGGCCACACCGGCGAAGCCCGGUGUGGACAAAUUACCUCUAUGUUGGUGGAUUCAACGAGUCUACCAUUUAUAUGGCCUUACAUCACGCCGGUGACGAGGUGUACAUGUCCUUCAUCAUGCCGAUUGGCUACUUCGUCCUGCUGGUCAGGAUGGAGAUUGACUACUUGGGCAAGGUAAAUCUACUAAUCUGGGAGAGCAACAUGUCUGCAUGGAGAGCCCUGUAUGCAGAGCCUCAACAUGAGUGCAAUAUGUACGGCUACUGUGGUCUUUAUGGUUACUGCGACAAUACAGAAGUUGUCCCAGUUUGCAAGUGCCUUGAAGGUUUUGAGCCGAGGGAUGGUGAAGGAUGGAUCGCCGAUGGCUUCUCACAUGGAUGCCGCCAGAAGGAGGUGCAGAGGUGCACCCAUGGAGACGGUUUCUUGGUCUUUCCAGGCAUGAAGGUCCCUGACAAGUUCAUACAUGUCCCGAGCAGAAGCUUUGAUGAGUGCACGGAGGAAUGCAGAAGCAAUUGCUCCUGUGUGGCAUAUGCUUAUUCCAAGAUGAGCAACAUGGAUAUUGAUGGGGAUGACACAAGAUGCCUGGUAUGGAUGGGAGAUUUGAUCGACAUGGAGAACCACACUCAAGGAGGGGAGAACCUCUAUGUUCGGACUAAAAGAUUACAAGGCAACAUGAGAAAGAUCAAAAUCCUAGAAAUUGUAUUACCAGUUGUUUCAAGUUUUCUGAUACUCAUAUGCGUGGUGCCUAUUUGGAUCUAUGGCUCUAGAGUCCUGACAGGCAAUCAAGGAAGCAUGGUUGUCUGGGAAAGGAUGAUGCGACGAGAUACAGAAAAUUAUAAUGAGGUUGCUGAUAGUUACACAGAGUUUCCCAUUUUGAACUUCAUGGCACUUGUUGCUGCGACAAAUAAUUUCUCUGAAUCCAACAUUCUUGGCAAAGGAGGGUUUGGCAACGUUUAUAAGGGAACGUUCGAAGAUGGUAAGGAAAUUGCUGUGAAAAGGCUUCGUGUUGGUUCUGUCCAAGGGGCUGUGGAGUUCAAAAAUGAAAUAGCUCUGACUUCUAGGUUGCAGCAUAGAAACUUGGUCAAACUUAUGGGCUGCAGUAUUUAUGAAGACGAAAAGCUUUUGAUUUAUGAAUACCUACCUAACCGAAGUUUGGAUUACUUCAUUUUCAGUACAUUCUCUACUCACCUGUUGCAAAAUCUCUAUUUUCGGUCAAACAUCACCGACAAGAUGAUUCGUCUAACUUUAUCCCUGAUAGAUGAUACAAGAAAAUCACUACUCAAUUGGCCAACAAGAUUUAAGAUAAUCAUUGGAGUAGCUAGGGGACUUCUUUAUCUCCACCAAGAUUCCAGAUUGGUUAUGAUUCAUAGUGAUCUCAAAGCAGGCAACAUAUUGUUGGAUGCUGAGAUGAACCCGAAAAUAUCUGAUUUUGGUACAGCUAGGGUCUUUGGUGUGAACGAACACGAACAACGUACCAAUCAAGUUGUUGGAACAUUCGGAUACAUGUCGCCUGAAUACGCAAUGGAAGGCAUAAUCUCCGUCAAAUCCGAUGUUUACAGCUUUGGGGUAUUAAUUCUAGAGAUUGUGAGUGGCAUGAAGACCGGCACCACAACCCCAAAGAGCUCAUGUGCAUGCACUCAUAACCUUAUAAAUUAUGCGUGGAGCUUAAGGAAGGAUGGGAAAUUGAUGGAUCUAAUCGAGUCAUCUAUCAUCGAGGAUUGCUCUCUCGCUGAAGCUCUACGAUGCAUCCAUGUUGGACUCUUGUCGGUGCAGGAUGACCCGGACGCUCGCCCUCUCAUGUCUUGGGUGGUAGCAAGCCUGGAUAACAAAGGCAUUGAGCUCGCGCAGCCGAAAGAACCUAUGUGCUUUACACAUCGUAAAUACGGAGCCGGGGAAAGCCAUGUACAUGACAUGAGCCUCGAAAACCUUAAGGGGUGCUAG